UGUAUAGAAGACAUAGAUGUCACUCACUGCUCAGCCUGCUUCCAGCAGAUCUCCACUCCAAAAUUCAGAUGCAAGUUAUCAGCAAUGGGUUUGACAGAGUGAAUAGGCUGUUGUUUUAGGGUAUCUCUUCAAUCCUGGGACCUACUUAGUAAUGAUAGACAUGAAGACCUCUGAAAGAAGACAUGGAACCUAUGUGCCUAGUGAGUAUCAGUGGCUGGUAGACAAGAUGAUGUAAUAGACAGAAGGACUAUGAGUGAGGGUGUGUUGGAGGCAGAGAAACCAGAGACAUCCAAGCCAGCAAGAAAAUCUGGAGAAAUGUGUGUUGGAUAGACAGACUUGUGCUGCAGUUGAGAAUAUGGACACUAUAGAGAGCUGCUGUUUCAUGUGCUAAAAUAUGACUAGCAAUAUUCCAGUCUCUGCGUGCUAAUUCACUUAUUCCUCACGACAGACUCAUGAGAUGAAGCUCAGGUUCCUGCUUUGCAGAAGAAACUGCCAGAUAUUCUAUAGGACACAGAGAGAAGCAACUAAGAAACUCUAGGCGUAUAGGCUGAAGAAAGAUGCCCAACAUUUCAGAGGAACUUUGAAUGACUAUACAGGCAAGCAGCUGUCUCUGUCAUUUCCAGAAUUUUUAGAAGUUGCUUAAAAUGGUACUUCCUAUUUACUUAGGUGAUAUUCUCACACCUUGGCUCACAGACCAUCAGAGCUGUCCAGAUAUUAAAGGACCUUUCAUUGCUGGAGCUCCAAAGAAGAUCAGGAGCACCAUUCGCAGACAUAACAAUGCCACUCUUCUGACCCAAGAGCAGUUCCAACUUUUAAGCUCUCUGGAGAAUAUUUACAUCAAUAAUAACAUUCCCUGGAAAUCUUACCUUGAACUGAAGACCUAUCAGAUAAAAGCAGAAGUCCUGCUAAAUCAAGGCCUCACAGAGGAAGCACUUGUGAUGUAUCACAAAUUUUCAACACUCUUUAUGGAGAAACUCAGAAAAGGCCCGAAUAAGUGUCUUUCAGCUCGAAUAAGAUCCAAAAUCAACAAGACUAUAAAUAACAUUUUUGAAAAAUUUGAGAGCCUUAAAUUCACACUCCGAAGAAAUCAUACUAAGGAGUAUGAAGGCUACCUAGAUAAGAUGAAAAGAAAAGAGGAAGAGGCAAAAAACAAGGGGUUCGGGAAGCAUAGAAAAUAUCAUAGACGAAACUCCCGAGACUUCCCCAAAUUCAACUCUCUUCUACAAAGACUUAUGAGUCGUGGAAAGGUGGGCCCCAGCCUGACACCAACAUCUACAAAGUCUGAAGAGCCUUCAGGAGGAAGCACACCUGUGAAACAAACAGUGGUGUGUGGCCCACAGGAAGCCAUCGAGGAGAUAACCCCCACCCCUUCAGCAGACACUCCUGGGGAGACUAAGGUGGCGAAAAGCCCAGUUCCGAACUCCAAAGGCCUCCGCCCUGUGAUCCUUCCAAAAGACUUAUGGGAUAGGUUCCUGCUUUCUGCGAAAAACAACACCAAAAAAGGAGUGGAAACAUGCGGAGUCUUAUGUGGUACCCUGGAAAAGGAAGAAUACCACAUCAGUCAUGUUAUAAUCCCUGUGCAGAAGGGAAAGUCUAAUUACUGUUGUAUGGAGAACGAGGAGGAUCUCCUUUUUGUUCAAGAAGAGCUGGGGCUUCUCACCUUAGGUUGGAUUCAUACCCAUCCAACCCAGACAGCCUUCUUGUCGAGUGUGGAUUUACACACUCAUUUUUGUUACCAGAAGAUGCUCCCAGAAUCCAUUGCAGUGGUGUGUGCACCCAAGUAUAAACAAGUCGGAAUUUUUACAUUAACAUCUUAUGGAUUAAAAGUAAUAGAAUUCUGUCCCAAGAGAGGAUUUCAUUCUCAUAAUCAGGACUCAGCUCUCUUCUGUGACUGCAGUCACGUCACCAUCCAAAACAGCCUGGUGACUGUCACAGAUUUGCGAUGAGUUAAAUCCCACACACCUACAUCAGUGGGAGCCUGUGUGUGUGUGUGUGUGUGUGUGUGUGUGUGUGUGUGUGUGUGUGUAUUGUGCGUGUGUAUUUUGUUUAUAUGUGAGUGAAUGUAGGAUGGUGUAUGUGUAUAUGUAUAUGUGUUCAAUCUAUGUUGUGUAUGUUACAUCUGUUUCAUGUAUGUUACAUCUUUGUCAUGUAUGUUCACUGGUGUGUAUGAAUGGCACACUAUACUCAUUCACAGAGCCCAGAGGAAGACACUGAUGUGUGCUCUAUUAAUGAAUUAGAAUAGUAUAUCAGUCAUUCAUAAUGACUAGAAAUUGAUUUUAUUAUAUAGUUUACUUGUUAUUAGUUUUAGAUGAUAUUUUCUGGCCAGGAUCCAGUAUAGGAGUAAGGGCCCAAUGCACGCACUUGCUGGCUUGCCUCACCUGCCUCAGGGAGCCUAGAGGACAGGUUGUAAUGCCAACGCUCACUGUCCUGAAGACAGUCCUCCUGAGUGACCACUCUGGCUACAACACAACUCUAAAGGAUGUUUGGCCAAGAGAGAGAAGUCUACUUACCUAAAAAGCUUGUUUUGAAGUAUGUAAAGUUCCCUAGCUGUGAUGAACUCACCACUGAAGCUAAUGCUUACAGCAAACUGCAAAUAAAAAUGCUGUCCUGCACAAGGGAUGCUGAGACAAAUUCACUGCCAGUGACAGUCUGGCCAAAGCAGCUCACAUGAACUGUGCUCGGGCGCACACUCUCUGCUCACAUUGGCCCUGUCUAGAAAUUUCCCAUAAAUUUCACAGAAACUUGUAUUUUCUUUAUAUAAGUGUGUUUUGAAACAGAUUUGUAGUUUCUUAAAAAUUCUAUUUAGUUCUGUAAUUAAAGUUGAGUUUCGUGUCAA
Peromyscus eremicus (cactus mouse) is the source of this 2836-nucleotide messenger RNA. RefSeq names its product STAM-binding protein-like. Lineage: Eukaryota; Metazoa; Chordata; Mammalia; Rodentia; Cricetidae. Gene Ontology annotation, molecular function: K63-linked deubiquitinase activity; protein binding; metal-dependent deubiquitinase activity. The transcript is spliced from 13 exons. Gene Ontology annotation, cellular component: membrane; endosome. The coding region runs from base 645 to 1946 and encodes 433 amino acids. Gene Ontology annotation, biological process: protein K63-linked deubiquitination. The record is from RefSeq and is a predicted model, not a curated record.